AUGAAAGCUCUCUCCCUCGUCGGAAUUUUUGCACCCAACGCACUCUCAAUCGUACCUGCGUCCGAUCAAACGAAGAAGUUGCCCGUCCCGAUUCCCGACCUCAAUAACAUCUCGUUGACGGAGAGCUCUUAUUUUUUUCGUGAUGUCUGUCCGGAAGACUUGCCCACAUGCAUAGAGGGUCCUGUACCAGAGUUCUACUACCUGAACCCCUCAUUCGCCUUCCAGAGGCUCGCUAGACGUGUUCUAGAUAGCGGUUCCAUACUCCCGUGGGCCGCUCCCUCUGCUUGUGGCCGUGGGUGCAGUUAUAACAUCACAUACUGGGGACCUGCCUUGGAGUGCAACCCCAUCCCAUCGAGCUCCAUAAAGGUCAUCGACACAGCUUUUGCAGAGUUUGACGGGCCGAGCGGUCACACUGCUAUCGAAGUCUCCGAUCCUACGUAUUUUUUGGAAGGGGCCCACAUCUACAAUUCCACGACCACAUUUGGGUCUGGUAUUACUUGGAUUCCUGGACAUGCUGCUGAGAACAAGAGCCAAGCUCUCUGGAUAGCUGGAUCACCGAUCGCGAUGUUUUACUCGGAUCUACCCAAGGGUUCAAAUUUCUCUUUUGAUGUCGUCUAUGCUAUCAACGACUUUCAAGUUCCAUUCGACACGAACAUCUCUUAUAGUCUGAAGGGUCAGUCUUGCGCCUUCCACAAUGCGACGUAUGCAGCUUCCGUGAAUUAUACGAAUGGUUUUCAGACCACCAACAUCAGUAUCAUCGAGCGUGGCGCCCUACUGAGAUCCGCGCAAGACUUCAAGCAAGCAGUGAACAUAUCCUCGCUGAAUACGACCGACCCUCAUCUAUUGUCCUUGUUCGCCACGAUGAGUCUCGCCAAUGCGAUGUCUCAAUAUAUGUACGGGAACAUCGCAUUGGCCGGGAUCGUCGCAUUGGCCGGGAUCAUUGACUCUGGUGAUGUUUUGAGUUGCCCUACGCUGGCACCUGCGUAUACCAGUGUACUCAACUCUAUCUUCUUCGCAAAUUUUGCCACCGACGAUGAUCCAAUAGCAACUGGUACCUUCUCAUUAUCACUCGGUUCAUCAACAUACACAGAUCUCGGACAGCUUUUGCAGGAUGCGUGUACGAACUUGACGGCGUCCUUGAUGUCUGACAUGGCCAAUCUUGGGCAUAACACAACUGUGGAUGUGGCCGUCCUUCCGAAUUACAACGUUUACAAGUACAUGCCAUCUCGCUUGUGGAUUGUCUAUGGCAUCGCUCUCCUCAUCACGCUCCUGGUCGACAUAUACGGCAUCGUGUGCAUCCUUGAGAAUGGCGGCGCGAUGCAGCGCAACUUCUCGACCAUCGCCGCCUCAGUGCGAAGCCGUGAUCUGGAUGCGCUUCUCAAUGAUCCCGGAGAGCCUUUGACUGCUCGUGCGAAGAGGGCCAAGUUGCGUUACCGCUUGGGUGAUCCUGAGAAGGGAGAGAGGACUGGCUUCGUGGUUGAAGAGGAACCCAAGGGCGAGGAAGACGCAGAGACGGCGGUCGAAUUGACGACGUUGACAGGCGAUUCUGAGGAGGCGCACACUUGA
Peniophora sp. CBMAI 1063 is the source of this 1566-nucleotide messenger RNA. The record is from the annotation of a GenBank genome assembly. Lineage: Eukaryota; Fungi; Basidiomycota; Agaricomycetes; Russulales; Peniophoraceae.